CAUCUGUUCGGGUAUAAAAGCCGCGGGCUUACAGCGUUCGAAAAAAUCCACGCUAACCAUCUCAAAUUGGAGAGCAAGAGAGAGAGAGAGAGAGAGAACUGGUUUCCCCUUCCCUUUUUGCCGAUGGAUCCUUCCUACUUUCAAUUGCAAAGCUACGAAAUCUCGUCCGGAUCCUCGGCAGGACCGCCGGACCCUUUCUCAUGGUGUCGGCUCGAGGAAUCGCUUCCUUUCGAUGCGAACGAUUCGGGGGAGAUGUUCUUGUUCGAUGUGCUGAUGGAGGCAGCCACAAAGGAGCGAGAGCCCCUCAAUUUGCUUCCAGCCAAGGGCGAUGAGACCGAGUCGAAGAGCGGCGACGAGCACAGGUCGAAGGAGAAGCCCUACCGGGGGGUGAGGCGGCGGCCGUGGGGGAAAUUCGCAGCGGAGAUAAGGGACUCGACGCGGCACGGGAUGCGGGUGUGGUUGGGGACGUUCGAUAGCGCCGAGGCCGCGGCCUUGGCCUAUGACCAAGCGGCAUUCUCGAUGCGGGGGUCGAUGGCCGUGCUCAAUUUCCCGGUGGAACGGGUGCAGGAGUCGCUCCGGGGGCUCGAGUGCGGGGAGGAGGGCUGUUCCCCGGCGGUGGCGCUGAAGAAGAAGCAUUCCAUGAGGAGGAGAUCGGUGAGCAAAAAGAGUCAGCUGAAACAAGUAAGUUUAGAUGAUGUCUUUGGAGUUGGAAUACUUGGGGAGCAGAGCUUCUAAAACCAUCGGAGAUUGAAAAAUUUCUUAAAUCUCUCCCUCCCGUUAUUCUAUUCUGAAAUUUUGGGAACCGCUUGCAUUUGAUGCAUGAAUGUUUGUUAAAUAUUUGUGUAAUUAGAUCCGUUUUGAGUUUUUUUAAGGCAACUAGCUUUCAGCAAAAUAAGGACUCUGUUUCAUGGACAUAUUUCUAUAGACCGCCAACAAUAAAAAAAUAUAAUUUCAAAAUACGAUGAGACUUUAGUGGCAUUGGCAUGAGCAUUCAAGUAUUAUCGCAGUCUAUCAAGAUAGAGACAGCUUAUAUAUAAGAGAUUUUUCUUUUCAAUUAGAAAGACCGACGGGGUCC
Molecule: messenger RNA, 1075 nt
Organism: Phoenix dactylifera (date palm)
Lineage: Eukaryota; Viridiplantae; Streptophyta; Magnoliopsida; Arecales; Arecaceae
Product: ethylene-response factor C3-like
Biological process (GO): ethylene-activated signaling pathway; regulation of DNA-templated transcription
Molecular function (GO): DNA binding; DNA-binding transcription factor activity
Source: RefSeq, a predicted model, not a curated record